UCCCGCUGGGGGUGCAGCGCGGUGACUCGCUCCCGGGGCGCCGGGCAGCUCCGCACCCCGGGAAGGCGCGCGCCCCUCUGCGAGUAGCUCGAGCGCUGGGCCCCCGGCCCGGCGAGUUGCCCAAGACGCUGAUGACUCCUCCCCGGGGACCCUCCCCUCAGGGGCGCGUCACUCUCCCCACCCCUGGGUCCCGACCCCGCGGCUUCUCGCACUCGGGACGCGCCGGGGACGAGUGUCGGGCACCCGCUCGGGAGCCAGGGAGCCCGGGGCGCCAUCCCCAGCGCGUCGGUGCGUGCGCCCAGCGCCCCAUGGAGCCGCCGGCCGGCAACGCCAGCUGCGAGAACGGUUCCCUGAUCAGCCUGUACUGCUCCUCCCAACAAGUCCUGUGCCAGAUCGUCGGGGGCCUCAGCCCUGAGGUGCCGGGCAAUGUCACCUCUAGCAGCUGGCAGGAGAGGUUCAGGCAGAACUACAGCUUCUAUGUCGGCCUAGGCCUGGCCUUCUUGUCGAGCCUCCUCAUCGGCAGCAGUGUCAUCCUCAAGAAGAAAGGCCUUCUGCGACUGGUGGCCUCAGGGGCCACACGGGCUGUAGAGGGAGGAUAUGGCUACCUGAAGGAUGCAAUGUGGUGGGCUGGAUUUCUCACCAUGGCUGCUGGAGAAGUUGCCAACUUCGGGGCCUACGCAUUUGCUCCUGCGACAGUCGUCACACCCCUGGGAGCACUGAGCAUCCUCAUCAGUGCCGUCCUCUCCUCGUACUUCCUGGGAGAGACUCUGAAUCUGCUGGGAAAGCUGGGCUGUAUCAUCUGUGUGGCCGGCAGCACCGUGAUGGUGAUACAUGCCCCCGAGGAAGAGAAGGUCACCACUGUCACUGAGAUGGCCGCCAAGAUGAAAGACACAGGGUACAUCGUGUUUUCUGUGCUUCUGCUGGUGCUCUGCCUCAUCCUCAUCUUCGUCAUCGCCCCACGUUAUGGACAGAGGAAUAUCCUCGUUUACAUCACCAUCUGCUCAGUGAUUGGGUCCUUCUCUGUGUCUGCUGUCAAGGGUAUGGGCAUCACUAUUAAGAACUUCUUCCAGGGGAUGCCCGUUGUGAGGCACCCCCUCCCCUACAUCCUGUCCCUCAUCCUGGCACUUUCACUCAGCACCCAGGUCAACUUCCUCAACAGGGCACUGGACAUUUUUAACACCUCCCUGGUGUUCCCCAUCUACUACGUGUUCUUCACCACCACGGUGGUUACUUCCUCUGUCAUCCUCUUCAAGGAGUGGUACAGCAUGUCUGCCAUGGACAUUUUGGGCACCCUUUCUGGCUUUGUCACUGUCAUCCUGGGUGUGUUCAUGCUUCAUGCUUUCAAAGACCUGGACAUCAGUCAGACCAGCUUGCCCCCCAUGCACAAAAACACAGCCCCAUCUCCCACCCCCGAGCCCACUGUCAUUCGACUAGAAGACAAGAAUGUCCUUGUGGACAACAUAGAACUCUCCAGCACCCCAUCACCAGAAGAGAAGCCCAGAGUAUUUAUUAUCCAUUCUUAAAGCUUGGACUACCUAAGUGAGAAGAUGAGUUCUGUGGUACAGCCUGACUUUUCAAUUUCAGUCACUUAUCAUUUUCAGCACAAUUAUUACCAGGGGGCUCUCUUUUCUCAAGACGUUCACUUAUACCUCAUCCGUGUUUCCAGGAGAAAGAUCGCUACCCAGAGAGCGGUGGUGGCAGAACUUUCUGUAAACACAGCCUCAGUGACCAAAUACCCUACUUCACGUUGGUGCCAGCAGGUCCCCUGGGCCUCCUUCCCACUUGUUUCCUCUGUGCCCUCUCCAUGUGGUUGGGAAGAGGAAAGAAUUUGACUUGUUGAAUGUAGCACAGGCCAAGAACUUCCCUGAGAUGCUGGUUACCAGGAAAUCCUUAGAACUAGUUCUCUUUCAGAGACUGAAUGGCAGUUCUUAGCCAGAGGGGCCCUGCAGCUGGCCCCCAGAGACCCAGAGAGCAAUCUGUCUUGCCUCCUCACCCAGAGCUGACCACGGCAACUGAUGUAAAAUGCCCUGCUGCCUUUGCCGCUGGCCCUCCGGAGACAAAGCGAGACGUCCGCUGACCAUUCCGGGAGAGCCACCUGAUGUCUCAGGGAAACGUUUCCACCGGCCCCGUUCCCGGAGCACUGUGGCCGGGAGGGCAGCAUCUUUGUCUCCAUCUACUGCACCCCCGUGCCCACCCCUUCCCGCUAUAAUCCUGAGGGGUCCGUCACGGAGGCACUCAGGCACCUGUCUUAGAAUGCCAAACAGAACCAACAGCAACAGCACAAGGUGCUUCACAGCCAAGCUCGGCUGGCCAGAAGCAGUCAUUUUGCCUCACUCUUGGAAGAGAACAGCAGUUGUUUUGCUCUUAAAAGCAGCCUGGCUGUUGAGCUAGAAUUUGGCAAAAUGCACUUUUCCUCAAGGAGUAAACCAAUAUUUGAUUUGGGGAGAGUGAGGAGCAAAGCCAGGAUUUGGCGGAAGCAGCCACAGGCUCUCUGGGAACCAGGGGCUACCUUUUGGGUUUGCUCUGGUGCUCAACCAAAGAUUCAGGCAAAAGGGGCUCUGGGUAGUUUCUGAGCUGCAGGCACAGAGGCUUGGCCAGUAGGAUCAGCUUUGAAUUUCAGUGACCAAGUGGGGUGCAGGCCUAGCCCGAGGUGCAUUUGGCUCUGUUGAUCAGAUUGCCAGCAAGUCCCCAGCUCCUCUGCUGAGCUGUCCAGCUUGGGCAGCAGUGUGUCAUGGCACCACCUGCUUUGGGGACUGCCUUUGGUCCCCUCACAUUUGGCCAGAGGCAUUCAAAACACAAGAGCAGCUGGAGAGAGAGAUAACUGAUAUCCCUUCCCUUCCUGUCUUUCUGGCUCCAAGAGUGUGAGUGGGUACAAGGAUCAUUUAAAGGGAAGCGAGAGAGUCAGUAUUUCUAUAAAGAGGGAAGGCUUGAUCCUCAGCGUCCAAGUUGGUACAGAGCCUCCCCUGUGUAACUCCAUACUUAUGCUCUGUGUUUAUAUCCCAUGCUCCGCUCAUGUUGGUCUUGUGUCUCCAAAGGCCAACUGAUGAACAGACUGGCUUCCUGCACCUCCAGCCCUCAAAUCCCCAGUGUUUAAUGAAUGUGGGUGUGUGUCUGUCUAUAACCCAAAUCAGUGCAACACAUUGAAUCUUGAGAAUGGCAGUAAUCUGAGGCCCCUGAGAGUACUAUCUGCAGGGUCAAGAAUAAAGAGCUAUGAGUAUGUUUACUUGA
Manis pentadactyla (Chinese pangolin) is the source of this 3228-nucleotide messenger RNA. It is a transcript of the gene NIPAL4, whose product is annotated as NIPA like domain containing 4. NCBI's taxonomy places the organism in Eukaryota, Metazoa, Chordata, Mammalia, Pholidota, Manidae. Gene Ontology annotation, biological process: magnesium ion transport. Bases 132 to 1523 code for a protein of 463 amino acids. Gene Ontology annotation, molecular function: magnesium ion transmembrane transporter activity. Gene Ontology annotation, cellular component: membrane. The record is from RefSeq and is a predicted model, not a curated record. The transcript is spliced from 6 exons.